Messenger RNA from Camellia sinensis, 648 nucleotides. Its product is annotated as putative mitochondrial protein AtMg00860. NCBI's taxonomy places the organism in Eukaryota, Viridiplantae, Streptophyta, Magnoliopsida, Ericales, Theaceae. The record is from RefSeq and is a predicted model, not a curated record.
AUGAGUUCUUGGUUAUGCCAAUUUGGUUUACCUAACACACCAGCUACAUUUAUAGACCUGAUGAACCAAAUCUUUCUCGAAUUUCUUGAUAAAUUUGUGGUCGUUUUCGUGGACAACAUUCUUGUAUAUUCAUCUCCUGAAGAGGAGUAUGAAGGGCACCUCCGUAGUGUUCUACAAAUCCUUAGAGAGCAUCGCUUGUAUGCAAAAUAUAAGAAGUGUAAGUUUUGGCUUUCAGAGGUGAAGUUCUUAGGCUAUGUAGUCUCCAAAGAUGGGGUUAUGGUGGAUUCUUCAAAAAUAGAAGCACUACAGAAUUGGGAACAACCUAAAAAUUCUUCUAAAAUUUGUAGUUUCUUGGGUUUAGCAGGUUACUAUCGUCGAUUUGUAAAGAAUUUCUCUUCCAUAGCAUCACCCUUGACGAGAUUGACUCGAAGGGGAGUGAAGUUUAUUUUGAGUGACGCUUAUAAGAAAUCCUUUCAAGAACUAAAGCUUAGGUUAACUACCACUCAUAUCCUUAUCAUUCCAGAAUGUGCCUUGGGGUAUACUGAGUUGCUAAAGAUUAAUGAGUACACUAUUGUUGUUGUAGUUGCUCCUGUAUUGAGAGUUGGCAUUAUUUCUGGAAUGAAAUCUCCUAAGGGAGAGAGAUUGUGA